This is a messenger RNA of Drosophila willistoni, 898 nucleotides long. RefSeq lists its product as uncharacterized. The transcript has 3 exons. Lineage: Eukaryota; Metazoa; Arthropoda; Insecta; Diptera; Drosophilidae. The record is from RefSeq and is a predicted model, not a curated record. The coding region runs from base 102 to 869 and encodes 255 amino acids.
CUUAUUUAUUUUUAAUGAUUUAACAUAAGAGGUAGAAUCAAAAAAAUCUAUUAUUAGUUAUGACAAGUUUUUAAGAAACAAUUUUUGGUUUGCCGCUUGAAAUGUGGAGUAUACACUUGGUAUCUUGGACAGCUGUUUGCCUGAUUUGUGUUCUUUUGGAUAGAGUUAUUUAUGCUCUGCCUUUGGUUAACCAUGCUACAAAUUUAAGGGAACAACUUGAUGAUGAGGAAAUUGCUGAUAAUACAGAUCUUGCUGGUGGCCUACGCUUGUUUCCAAAACUACCAAGAACGACGAUAAAAGGGAAACCUGAAUCUACAAAAGAGUUGCUUCAACUAUGGGCUAAAGCCGAAAAAGAAGGCAGAGCUGAACGAAACGGAAAUAAUCCAGGCAGGGAGCUCACCAUACCGAUUCCAAAAUUUAAUACCGAUGUAAUGGGCAAUUGGGUAUUCAAUCCCUGGGCCGUCACCUAUGGCGAUAUAUGGUUGGAUACGCGUUUUCACAAUUUAGACAAGCCAGUGAUACCGCGAAUCACAAUUGACCAUUUCGCUGCAAAAAACUACUAUCCCGAAACUGGAAAACCGAGUGGUGUGUGUUAUGGUAAAUCGACAAUAUAUAAUAUUCCAAAAGUUGAAGAGUGGCUAAAAAAAGAACCGCCCAAUCAUUGCUAUGAGCACCGUCCUUUAUACAUGCAACUUAGAAGGGAAAUCUUCGAGUCUGGCAAAUCUGAGGAGUGUCAUGGGAAAAAAUAUGACGAUUGGCGCAAAUAUCAAGAAUGUACAAUUCGUCGUAAUAUGAGAAUGGAGUACAUGAUACCAAAGUAUCCCCUCCAUCAAAUCAACACUUAUUAUGAAAUAACGGAAGAACCUUAAAUGAAAUAUAUAAUAAAUUUUGACUAAUA